Hydractinia symbiolongicarpus is the source of this 974-nucleotide messenger RNA. Its product is annotated as calcyphosin-like protein. The record is from RefSeq and is a predicted model, not a curated record. Gene Ontology annotation, molecular function: calcium ion binding. Lineage: Eukaryota; Metazoa; Cnidaria; Hydrozoa; Anthoathecata; Hydractiniidae. The transcript has 5 exons. The coding region runs from base 120 to 680 and encodes 186 amino acids.
GAUGAUUUACUGUUGUGCCCGUUGUUCUUGGAUGCAAAACAGCGGUUUCUUGGGAAGCUCACACACGCCUUUUUUCUCUCCAAAAGAACACCUAAACUUCACUCACUCAGUUAAUCAAAAUGUCGAUGGACGAAUUUCGUGCAAAAGUGUUGGAACGUGGGGCAUCCUCGAUUAAAGGAAUUGGAAGAACUUUCCGUAUUUAUGACGAUGAUGGUAACAAAAGCUUAUCCUUUGAAGAAUUUUUCGAGGGUAUUACAGAUUAUCAACUAGAUUUCAGCAAAGAGAAAAGUCAGGAAUUGUUUAAUUCGUUUGAUAAAGAUGGAAGUGGUGCUCUUUCUUUUGAUGAAUUUUUGCUUGGGUUAAGAGGAAACUUGAAUGAAAGUCGAUUAAAAGUUGUCAAAGAAGCUUUCAAGAAAGCAGACAGAAGUGGAGAUGGUAUACUUGAUGCUAAAGAUUUAAAACGUGUUUAUAAAGUUACCGAGCAUCCAAAAUACAAAAAUGGUGAAUGGGAUGAGAGUCAAGUAUUCACGGAGUUCUUGAAAUCGUUUGAGCCUGAUGAGGCCAAAAGAGACGGCAAGGUCACUGAAGAAGAGUUUAUCAACUACUACGCCGGUGUCAGUGCUAAUAUAGACAACGAUGCCUACUUUAACUUGAUGGUGCGUAACGCAUGGAAGAUUUAAAAUCCAAGUUUUGAUUAGUUCCCCCGUUCUAUUUCGAUCACGUGGUUAACUCCUCCUUUGAGUGGAUCACAAGAGAUGUAUGAUAUUGUUUUUUAAUGACUUGUGUAUUAUUUGUAAUAUCUACAUUUUAUUGGUUCAUAUAGAAUUGUAUUUAUUUUGUAAAACAAUUUUAUUUUUGUUAUUUACUUUUAAAAGUAUUUUUUUUAUUUGUGGGAAAUUAUGUAGAGAGGACACUCUUUAUUUGCACCUACUGUAACUUAAUACUAAUUUACAUGAAAGAUGGAUUUUAUCUGA